AUGACCGUCACCAUGGCGUUCAUGGUCUGUGGCGCCAACUCUGAUCUCUUUGGCCGACGCUGGUUCAUCCUCAUGGGCAACGUCCUCAUGUUCAUCGGCUUCAUCGUCGCCGGCACCGCGCGCAACAACACCUCCGUCAUUGUCGGCAACGCCUUUAUCGGAUUUGGCGGUGGUAACGCGCAGCUGGCUGCCUUUGCGCUCCCCGAGCUGCUACCCAACAAGUGGCGCCAUUCGGCCAUUGUACUCGCGGACAUUGGUGUCUACUUUGCCGUGCUCGUCGGUCCAGUGGCCGGCCGCUUCGCAGCCCAGCACGGUGACAACUGGCGUUGGCUCUUCUACGGUCCUGCCAUCGCCGUCGUCUUCUCGUUCGUGGGUCUCUUUUUCUUCUACUUCCCGCCCCGUCAUCCUCGCGGUCUGCCAACCAAGCGCGCCCUGCGCGAACUCGACUAUGUCGGCUCCGUGCUCUUCAUCCUCGCCACGACCCUCAUCCUCGUCGGCAUCGUCUACACGACUACACUGCCCUCUUCGAACCCAAAGGUCAUCGGCACGCUGUGCGCCGGCUUCGGGUGCCUCGUUGCCUUUGCGCUCUGGGAGACCUUUGCGCCGCUCAAGCAGCCACUCACGCCGACACGCAUCUUCACCCGCGACCACGGCCGCGAGCUCACGGCGCCGUUUGUCGUGGGUUUCGUCGUCACCAUGUUCUACUACUGCCUUAACGUCGUGUACCCGACCAUGAUUGCCGUCUUCUUCACCGACGAGAACACGUCCUUCCGCUACGCGGCCGUGCUCACGCUCCCGCAGAACUUAGGGCUGACUUUUGGCGCGGUGCUUCUCACUUGCCUCGGCUCCUGGAUCGGGCACUGGCGCUGGACGCUGACGGCGAGCGUGACCAUCAUGGUCGUCUUUGGCGCGCUCCUCGCCCUCGCCACGCCUGACCGCUUCGGCAUGGUGAUUGCCUUUAUUUUCCUGUCUGAGGUCGGCUUUGGCUGGGCGCAGUACUUGAGCAUCGCGUACAUCCAAUUCGGCACCGAGCAGGUUGAGCUGGGCAUAUCGGGUGGCCUGGCCGGCGUCGCGCGCUUCGCAGGCGGCUCCGUCGCCAUCUCCAUCUACCAGACCAUCCUGUCGAACGUGCAGGGCAACGCGGCGGCGCGCCUCGUCCCCAAGGCCGCCAUCGCGGCAGGCCUGCCUGCGUCGUCGGCGGCCGAUCUGCUGGCGGCCUUCCCGCUCGGAUCGGCGGCUAUUCAGCAGGUGGCCGGUAUCAGUGACGAGAUUGUGGCCGCGGCGUCCGAGGCGUGGAAGCAGAGCUAUGUCCAGGGGUUGAGGACGACCUGCCUGUCUUCGUUGAGCUUUGGCAUUGUCGGCAUCAUUGCUUGCCUCUUCUGUCAGGAUAUUGAGCACAAGAUGAACAACAAGAUUGAGAUUUUCUUGGAGAACGACGAGAAUGCCGACAAGAACAGGUUCCACUGA
Molecule: messenger RNA, 1467 nt
Organism: Emericellopsis atlantica
Lineage: Eukaryota; Fungi; Ascomycota; Sordariomycetes; Hypocreales; Bionectriaceae
Product: fungal trichothecene efflux pump
Exons: 4
Coding region: 1-1467 (488 amino acids)
Biological process (GO): transmembrane transport
Molecular function (GO): transmembrane transporter activity
Source: RefSeq, a predicted model, not a curated record